AUGGCCUGGCAGCCUGCGUUUGCGUCGGGCUCCCUGGCCCACUACUCCAGCCUCAUGGACUCGUGCGCGGUGCGGCUGUGCGACAUGCUGGAGGGGGCGGCCAAGGAGGGGCGCGAGGUGGACAUCUUCCGCGCCCUGGGCACCAUGACCAUGGGGGUGGUGGGCAGCACUGCGUUUGGCAUUGACUUUCACACGCUGGACGACCCUGACUCACCCUCUGCGGAAGAAGGUCUCCGCCUGGUUAAGGCCAGCCAGACCGUGUUCUCGUCCGCUUCACUGGUGGCCGGGACCCUCUACCAGCCGCUGAUGCUGUUUUUCCCCAAGGCCGCGCCUUUUGUGCAGUGGCUGGCGCGCACCCUGCCAGACAAGAAGCUGUUGCAGGUGUCCCAGGCUCGCGCAACCGUCCGCGAGGUCGGCUACGGCCUCAUCCAGAACUGGCGCUCCGCCCACCCCGGCCAGGCUGCGGCCGGCGCCGACAAGGCCGGGCCGCCGGCCGCGGCCAAGGCGGACGCCACGCUGGAGGAGCUCCAGGGGGAGGCCCCCGGCCUGCUGGUGCAGGCGGCCGCGCGCGCAGGCGCGCCCAAGGCUACCUUUGGCGGCGCUGACGCCGCCAGCGGCAUCAACAUCGUCGGCACGGCCAAGCGGGGAGCGACGGACGUGGAGCCCGGCAGCUUCCUGGGCCUGCUGCUGCGCGCGCGUGACCAUGCCAGCGGGGCGGCCAAGUUUUCUGACGCGACCAUCACCGCCCAGGCCUCCACCUUCAUCCUGGCGGGCUACGAGACCACGGCCAACGCGCUGUCCUAUGCGGUGUACAACAUCGCCCUCAGCCCCCGCGUCCAGGAGCGCCUCCUUGCAGAGAUUGACGCCUUUGGACGCACCCGCCAGGUCACGCACGCAGACCUGGGGGAGUUCCCCUACGUAGAGGCGGUGGUCAAGGAGGCCCUGCGCCUCUACCCCCCGGCCACAAUGACGAGCCGUGUCGUGUCCAAGCAGGAAGGCAUGUAUCUCGUGCCGGGUGUCACGGUCGAGAAGGGCGCCAACCUCUUCACCGCGCCCUACUGCUAUCAGAGGGACGAGGCCUACUGGCCCCGCCCCCUGGAGUUUGCCCCCGAGCGCUUCCUGCCAGAGGGCUCCGCGCUGGCUCCCGCCACCGACGACGCGUGGACGCCGUUUGGCGCGGGGCCGCGGAUGUGCAUCGGGUGGAGGUUUGCACUGAACGAGGCCAAGAUCGCGCUGGUGCGGCUGCACCAGCGCUUCAGCUUCGAGCUGCGGCCCGGGCAGGUGCCCCUCAAGCUGCGACUGGGCAUGACCCUCUCGCCGGUUGACGGCGUCUGGGUGCGCCCGAUCGCCCGUGGUGGCGAGGGCGAGGCGCUGGAUGUGCCGCCGUCGGCGGCCGCUUGA
Molecule: messenger RNA, 1401 nt
Organism: Monoraphidium neglectum
Lineage: Eukaryota; Viridiplantae; Chlorophyta; Chlorophyceae; Sphaeropleales; Selenastraceae
Product: cytochrome P450
Exons: 10
Coding region: 1-1401 (466 amino acids)
Molecular function (GO): iron ion binding; heme binding; monooxygenase activity
Source: RefSeq, a predicted model, not a curated record